UUAUAAAAUGAAGGACUUCGACGAGUUAAUGACCUUGGUUGGGAGUCACGGACCUUACCAACGGUGGAUUAUGUGUGGGGUCGUCGGACCAAUUAAUUUCUUCAUUGGCUUCACGGUCAACCUCUUGUUGUUCCAGCUGAAAGUGCCAGACCAUUGGUGCCACGUCCCAGGCAUUGAAAAUACUUCGCUCUCGCCAGAAGAAUGGAAAAACCUUACUAUACCUCGAGAAGCCGACAAAUUUUCAAGCUGUUCCCGGUAUAAGGUGGAGUGGCUGGAGGAAGGAGCAGAGGAACCAUUCCUUAUCCACAACAUCACGCAAGCCUGUGAGCAAGGCUGGGAACACGACACGUCCGAGUUUCUUGAGACAAUGGCGACUAAAAACGAGUGGUUUUGUGAGCGGAAAGACUACAUCAACCACAUCUAUUCUCUCACUCAAGCGGGCCAUACCGUUGGGACUGCGAUCUUCCCGGUAAUUGCUGAUAGACUUACAGGUCGCCGGAUAAUGUUCUACGUGGCUCUUGCUAUACACGCAGUUUUCACAUUCCCCAUUGCGUGGGUGUCCAACUAUGGCGUCAUCUGCGCCCUGAAGUUCUUUGCAGGACUUGCAUUUGAGACGAUCAAUAUGAUGUCUUAUGUCUCUGGUUUUGAGUUCCUAGCUCCAGAAAAACGCACUACAGGUUCCCUCAUCACGUUUGUGGCAUGGACUUUUGGCAUAUGUCUGACAUCACUUACGGGAUGGCUGAUUCCUAGGUUUCAGUAUCUGGUAGUGAUCUCGUGCAUACCAGCUGUUUGUGGGUUCCUUUACUGGAGGUACCUGCCAGAGUCCCCGCGCUGGCUUUUGUCUCAAGGGAAGAUAAGUGAAUGUGCCACGAAUCUCUUGCUGGUAGCCCGCUCGAACAACAAGACCGAAGUAACCCGCGCGCAGUUGGAGACUGAACUGCGCAUACUGUGGGACCGACAGGAGAAAGAAGUGUCACUCUUGGAAGUCCUUCGUUACCCGAAGCUUCGUCUGAGGGCCCUCAUACUCUUAUACAUGAGGUGAGUGAUUUGACUUUAUCUUUUUCCUGCUAUUAGUAUUUAGUGUUAAUAUUCUUCUCAUGUUGGGUAGUUGGGUGUCCGAUUCUAGCUACUAAUGAGAGAAGCUGACAUUUUACUGUUUUUGUUCUGCACAAAAUAUUUAUUUCCAGUUCCUUAAAUUACCCGAUG
Penaeus monodon (black tiger shrimp) is the source of this 1206-nucleotide messenger RNA. RefSeq names its product solute carrier family 22 member 7-like. Gene Ontology annotation, biological process: transmembrane transport. Gene Ontology annotation, molecular function: transmembrane transporter activity. Gene Ontology annotation, cellular component: membrane. NCBI's taxonomy places the organism in Eukaryota, Metazoa, Arthropoda, Malacostraca, Decapoda, Penaeidae. The record is from RefSeq and is a predicted model, not a curated record.